Messenger RNA from Arctia plantaginis, 3714 nucleotides. Lineage: Eukaryota; Metazoa; Arthropoda; Insecta; Lepidoptera; Erebidae. The record is from the annotation of a GenBank genome assembly.
AUGAUGUCGACACAGAUAGAAGAAAAGAGCCUGAACGAGUUCUCACUGCUAAUGUUCUCGGACCUGUCGGCGCAGCACAGCGGCGCGUACACGUGCCGCGUGUCCAACCACGCCGCCACCGUCAACUACACUGCCAACCUCAGUGUGAAGGUGGCUCCAUCGUGGAUGACGGAACCUCUCGACGCAGCGGUGCUGCUCGGCGCUCCGCUGCUGUUGGAGUGCGCUGCGAAAGGGUAUCCUGCACCAACUAUCACUUGGUACAGGCGCAUCGGUGACGGUGGUGAGGCAGAAGGUGGUGGUGAGCAGUGGGAGCAAGUGCGCGGCGCUGAGUGGGGCGUGGGGCAGAGCGCGGCGCGCACCCGCAACGGCUCGCUGGCGGCCGAGUCCGCCGCUCGUUCGCACCAGGGCCUGUACCGGUGCAUCGCGGACAACGGCGUCGGGCCGCCGCUCGUCAAGCCCGUCAACGUCACUGUACACGAGCCGGCACACUUCGAGGGCAGCGGCGGCAACGUGUCGUGCGUGCGCGGGCGCAGCGCCUCUCUCGUGUGUCUCGCGCUGGGUGAUGCGCCGCUGGACGUGCACUGGAGCCACCGCGGUGUGCGUCUCGACCUUACAUCCUACAGAGCGCUGCACCGUAGAUGGGCGGUGACGGAAGCUCGCACGGGCGGCGGGCUGCGCUCCACGCUGCAGCUGCGCGCCGCGGAGCGCGCGGACGGCGGCGAAUACCGCUGCCACGCGCACAACCGACACGGCCGCAGCGAGCAGCUCAUGUACCUACAUGUCGACGAACCGCCGGAAGCUCCUCGACGUUUGCUGCUGGGCGGCGUGGGUUCCCGUUGGGUGCGAGUGUCGUGGAGCUCGGCUUCUUCUGCGGCGCCCCCCAUGAACACCUAUACGGCGCUAUACACGGCUCUCCACGCUCUACCCGGUGCUGAGGCGCGCCAAAAUAUUGUCAACCUCACCUUGGAAACUACCGGUGAGGACAGAAUAGAUGCAGACGGUUUGCACACGCUGAGCGCGCGCCUGGACGGACUGCGACCGGCCUCAGCCUAUUCUCUCCGCCUCACCGCUUCUAACCAUGUGGGACAGUCACUGCAUUCCGAGCCACUACUUUUCUCCACAUUAGAGGAAGCGCCGUCGGCCUCACCGCAGAACGUUCGUGUCAGAGCAGCAAACGUGGGCGAGCUGCACGUGUCGUGGUCAGCGCCUCCUCAAGAUAACUGGAAUGGAGAACUACUAGGGUACGUGGUAUCCUGGCGAGAGCUGAGUCGGUUCGAUGAAGACGAUACAGAGGACAGCGACUCUUCACCACGUCACGCCGGCAACGCCGCGUCUGCGGGCUGGUCUAGUGUUGAACUCACGCUGUCGGGACUGCGUUCUUUCGCACGUUACGCACUCACAGUGCGUGCGUUUAACCGCGCAGGCGCCGGGCCGCACUCGCCCGCCGUGUACGCCACUACCGCAGACGGGGUGCCCGAACUAGCGCCACGCUCCGUCACCUGCGAACCGCUGUCACCGCGUACACUGCGCGUGCGUUGGACGCCGCUGUCGGCCCAGCAUGCGCACGCACUAAGGGGAUACGAUUUACAUUACGCGCCAAUACGUUUCACUUCAACUCGGAGAGGCAGCAUCGCAGGAGAGGCCCAGACCGCGCGUGCAGGCGUAUCCGGUGAAGCUACGCUUCAAGGGUUACAGGCCGCCUCUAACUAUUCUGUGUGGGUACGAGCCCGCGCUGACGCUGGACUGGGACCGCCCUCAACUCCGGUCUACUGUGAGACAACUGAGGAUGUGCCUGAAGCGGUGAUGCAGAUCCGGGCACUAGGCUGCGCGCCGGACGCGGUGCGUGUGACGUGGCUCGCACCGGCCAACACUGCGCGGCUCACGCACUACACCCUUUACACUCGGGAGCUAGGGAAAGUGGGUGGCGAGUGGGCGCAACGCGUGGAUGUUGCUGAAGCAGACAGGCCUCUGGGAGAGGGACUCGGCGGAGAGGUGUGGCGAGAGGUGCGCGGCCUGCGCGAGCGCACUGUCUACGAGUUCUGGGUUCGUGCGGCUACCGCCGCUGGGGCUGGGCCACCUUCACGUCCGGUCACAGCCGCACCCGCGCCACUUGCGUCGGCUCGAAUCUCGUCAUUCAGCCGCGUAGUGUACGCGGCUUGGGGUUCGCGCGUGCGUUUCCGCUGUGCGGCCGUGGGUGCUCCACCGUUGCGGUGGCGCUGGUCUCCGCUGCCAACCGCGCAUACCAUCACCGACACUGGUGACUUGAUAAUACACAAGGUGGAGUUGAUGUCGGGCGGCAACUAUACAUGCGUGGUGCGCAACGGCGGUGGGUCCGACGCGUUGUCAGUGUCGCUCGUGGUGCGCUUGCCUCCGGCUGCGCCGGUACUGCGCCUGGUACGCGCUGACGUCACGGCGCUGCUCUUGGCGUGGGACGUGCCCAGUGAUGGCGGCGCCGCCCUACUGGGCUACACGCUGCAGUGGUCCCGUGGCGACAGCUCCUCGGGUGAGCGCUCGCGGCAGGUGCCGCCGGCUGACACUGCGCACGUGCUCUCGGGGCUGGCGUGCGGCGCCGUGUACCGUGUCACGCUACGCGCGCACAACGCCGUGGGCGUGUCACCACACUCCAGGCCUCUCCUCACGCGCACGCGCGGCGACAAGGCUCGGGCGCCGCCAGGAAAGGCUCUGGUGUGGGCCAACAGCACAGUGUUACGGCUGAACCUGCUGGCGUGGGGGGGUCGCUGUCCGGUGACGUCGUGGAGCGUGGCCCUGCGCGCCGCCGCUAGUGCCAACUGGCUUGCGCUCGAAACCAACGGUGAAACAGCUGAGGCAAACAACCUGCGGCCGGGCUCGUGGUACGAAAUACGCGUGGUGGCGCACUCACCAGCCGGCGACACUGUUGCGCUAUAUAAAGCUGCUACACACACUAUUAACGGAGAGCGUUUGGGUGAAGCUGUAGAGGUGCCUGCUGAAGCACAUAGCGUGGCCUCAGACGACAAGGGAAAGCCAGGGGAGGCUGCGGCCGGCGCCCUCUGGCGCACGGGACUUGCGCCGGCGCUCUUCGGCGGCGGCCUAGCGCUGCUUCUCGCUAUACUCACUGGCGUGGUGGUGGCGCGGCGGCGCGCGGCUUGGUGCGUGCAGGACGAGUGCUCUCUGCAGCCGACCGCAGUGGGCCCACCUCACCCGCAACUGUACACUACGGAACCGAGCAAGAGGAACGGGAAGGCACUGACUCCACCUGACGUGACGGGGGAGCUGCACGAGAUCAGUCCGUACGCGACGUUCAGCAUGUCGGGGGCGGAGGCGCGGGGCGCGGGGUGCGCGCUGCACCUGCGCACGUUCGGGCGCGCCGAGGCGCUCGACCUCGCCGCGCCGCCGCCGCGACCCAACCUGCUCGCGCACAGUAACGAGUACGGGCGCGGGCGGGACAGCGACUCGGAGUCGAGCGGUUCCCCGUGCGCAGCGUGCGCCGCCGAACUUUACCGCCUGCCUGCCGCACAUCUCUCUGACACGCUCCCCGCAGUGGAGUCGAGCGCAGACGACACGUCGUACAGCGCGGGUGCGGCGAGGGGCGCGGGGGCGGCGCGGCAAGUGGCACGCGCGCGUCGCCGGCGCGAUCACGCACGACACGCCUCACAACCCACCGUCAGAUACUUCCCCAUGUCGGCAGCGGGGGCCGCGGGCACGAGCGCGAGCCGCCGCGAUCAGCUGCCCUGA